Sapajus apella (tufted capuchin) is the source of this 1333-nucleotide messenger RNA. It is a transcript of the gene NGRN, whose product is annotated as neugrin, neurite outgrowth associated. The transcript has 3 exons. Gene Ontology annotation, cellular component: nucleus. The record is from RefSeq and is a predicted model, not a curated record. Bases 34 to 909 code for a protein of 291 amino acids. Lineage: Eukaryota; Metazoa; Chordata; Mammalia; Primates; Cebidae.
UCCGCUGCUGUCCCGUAGCGGACUAACGUCGACAUGGCGGUUACGCUGAGGCUCUUGCUGGGCGGCCGCGUUCGCGCUGCCGUUGCUCGCUGUGGGUUUGCGACCCGGGGAGUGGCGGGCCCAGGCCCUAUCGGCCGAGAGCCGGACCCCGAUACCGACUGGGAGCCAGAGGAACGGGAGCUGCAGGAGGUGGAGAGCACCCUGAAGCGACAGAAAAAAGCAAUCCGAUUCCAGAAAAUACGAAGGCAAAUGGAGGCGCCUGGUGCUCCGCCCAGAACCCUGACGUGGGAGGCCGUUGAGCAGAUCCGGUAUUUACAUAAGGAAUUUGCAGAGUCCUGGUCAGUUCCCAGGUUGGCUGAAGGCUUUGAUGUCAGCACUGAUGUGAUCCGAAGAGUUUUAAAAAGCCGGUUUGUACCAACAUUGAAGCAGAAGCUGAAGCAGGAUCAAAAAGUCCUUAAGAAAGCUGGUCUUACCCACUCGCUCCAGCAGCUCCAGGACUCUGGAAAUACCUCGAAGCCGCUCCCUGCAGGCUACUCUGCAUCAGGCUCUUUGCCUAAACCAGGGCAUGAAGCCUCAUCCAAAGACCCAGAUCACAGUACAGCUUUGAACGUGAUAGAGUCAAACACUCAUAGGGCAGAUACACCAAGGAGAUGGAAGGGCAGGAAUAAAGGAAUCCAGGAGCUGGAGGAGAGCUUUGUACCUGUUGCUGCACCCCUAGGUCAUCAGAGAGAGCUGCAGAAGUACUCCAGUGAUUCUGAGAGCACCAGAAGAGCUGGCUAUGGUGUGUUGCCAAGUGAUCAGAAGCUGGCGGAGUUGAAGGCAGAGGAGCCAGGUAACUUCAGCAGCAAAGUAGUGCAGAGGGGGCGAGACUUUUUCGACAGCAAUGGGAACUUCCUGUACAGAGUUUGAGUCGAGGCUUGGCUUGUGGAGAUGCCUCGUGAAGUAUAGCAAGGCAAAUAUUAACGUAUAUGGAGCAGACUGGAUUUCUAUGUGUGGAUAAGCCAGCUUGGAAUAGGAAGAAGUGAUGAGCCUGGACUGUGGGAGGAAAAAGCUGCGUAGAUAGAGGGAAGCUUCCUGUAGUAGUUCUUCCAGUUAAACUGCUGUAGAUCUUCAGUACUCAGUCUUCUUGCUUGGGCUGUCUGUAUGUUGAAAACCAGCCCGUGUGCAUGCGUUAUUAACAUUUUCUGUGGUACUUGCAAUAUAUGUUUGAGAGGAACUAAAAGGUUUUACCUUCUGACCUCAUUUCAUUCUUGGUCAGUGAACACUAACAGUUUUGGGACAGCUUAGUCACUUGGUUUUCCUUAUGAGCAAAAUAAAGUAAAAUGUAGCAGUC